ACUUUAAGUAGAUUUCAGAACUUUAAGUAGAUUUCGGAACUUUAAGUUGAUUUUGGAACUUUAUGGAACAGUCAUGUGACCGAGAAAAGGUUUUAAAAAACGUUUUCUUUGAAAGCAUGUGCAGGAAAGCUUUGAGGGAUGUGAGUGAGAGGAGGGGCCGGUGGAUGAAGAGGAAGAGAAAAGAGGAAGGAACAAGACUCACCUCUCGAGUCCGGACUUGUCGUUGGCUGAAUCGUGUCAGAGCGAGCAUCAUGGGUAACACAGAGAGUGUGGUGGUGCAGAAGCGACUGGCCCGCUUCCGCCCCGAUGAACGCCCUGUGAUCGAGGGCGCCUUCAACAGGCUCCAGGGUGGAACUGCAGGGAAGACUCUGACGUUGGAUGCGCUGAAGACCUCUAUGAGUGGUCUGGCUCCAGACUCCAUGAUCCAGCGUCUCUACAGGUGCAUGUGCAGCAUUGACCCUGGUCUGGCGGCGGCAGCAGCCUCUGGGGACACGAGCAGCUCUGCAGCCCCUGGUGUCAGUCGGGAGCAGUUGGUGGUUUUCCUGGCAGACGCACUGCGGGGCACGGCAGAGGAACGGGCGCCACUCGUCAUGGUCAUGACGCAGCGCGGAGCCGAGGCUGCAGCCGCCGUCACAUGUGAGGAGGUCGCAGAGUUCCUGCAGGACCUGAUCUCUGCUGUAGUUCAGAUUCUGGUCCACAGGGGGCGCUUGCAGGGCUGGAAGUCUGGCAGAAUGGGCGAUGGCUCCGUCGGAGUCAAACUCCUGUCAGAGCAGAUGUGUUCUGAGCUAAAACCCACAGAUCAGGGGCGUUGUGAUGUUUCCUGUCUAGAGGACUGGAUCUUCAGGGUUUCUCAGGUGUCCUUGUACCUGGAGUUGUUGGUCGCUGAAGGCCUGAGUGUCUCCCUGAGUGGGCGUCCGGCUCCCACUCUGCUGCCGCCCUGCAGGGAGACGCCCUGGGACAAGCUGCACUGUCUGCUGGACGUCCCCACCCUCAUGUUUCUGGCACUGCAGUUGCCGGACAGGUACAGCGCCCCCUGGAGACUUGUGUUCUCCACACAGCUGCAUGGCGAGAGCUUCACCAGAAUGGUGAGCGGUCUGACCCGUCACGGCCCGACGCUGCUGCUCAUCAAAGACUCGGUGGGACACGUGUUCGGGGGCUUCGCCUCACAUGGCUGGGAGGUCAAACCUCAGUUCCAGGGUGACUCCAGAUGCUUCCUGUUCACUGUGUUUCCCAAACUGAGAGUUUUCACAGCGACAGGGUACAACGAACACUUCAUGUAUCUCAACCAGCACCAGCAGACAAUGCCCAACGGACUGGGUAUGGGUGGUCAGCACGACUACUUCGGCCUGUGGCUGGACAGUGAUUUCGGCCGCGGUCACAGUCGCGCUCGGCCCAAGUGCACCACAUAUGGCAGCCCUCAGCUCUCCGGGGAGGAAGACUUCAGCGUGGACUCCGUGGAGGUGUGGGCAGUCGGAAAACCCCCAGAACCUGAGGAGGGUGAGGAGGGUAAGAGGAGCGUCCUGGACACAGACCUGGAGGUCCAGGCCAUCAUGGAGAUGACGGGGAAGACUCUGCACAGUCAGGGCCUCAGGGAGCCAGAGGAGGAGGAGCAGUGAGAGGCGGAGUCACUGUCUGCUGAGUCAUGGUGGGAUUGUAUCAUCCGACUCAGCGGGUUCAUGUUUUCACCUGAGCUCGUGACGUCUUGGCGUCAGAAUCUAUUUGGAUCCUUUUAAUGACAAAGUGUUUGAGUCCGUCUUACAAUCAGCUGAGAGGACGAGACGCUCAGAGACAAUAAUAGCAUCUACAAUAUUACUUACUCCUCUUCUUUCUCCUCAUUCUCCUCCCCCUUUUCAUCUCCUCUCUUCUUCCUCACUGUCUUCUUCUUCCUCU
Messenger RNA from Solea senegalensis (Senegalese sole), 1890 nucleotides. It is a transcript of the gene meak7, whose product is annotated as MTOR associated protein, eak-7 homolog. NCBI's taxonomy places the organism in Eukaryota, Metazoa, Chordata, Actinopteri, Pleuronectiformes, Soleidae. Gene Ontology annotation, biological process: TOR signaling. The record is from RefSeq and is a predicted model, not a curated record. The transcript has 10 exons. Bases 63 to 1616 code for a protein of 517 amino acids.